Messenger RNA from Aegilops tauschii subsp. strangulata, 820 nucleotides. Its product is annotated as arsenate reductase 2.2. Gene Ontology annotation, cellular component: nucleus; cytoplasm. Lineage: Eukaryota; Viridiplantae; Streptophyta; Magnoliopsida; Poales; Poaceae. The record is from RefSeq and is a predicted model, not a curated record. Gene Ontology annotation, molecular function: protein tyrosine phosphatase activity.
UCGCUUAACCGUCAAAUACACACAUUCUCGGGGGGCUAUGUGCAAACCGCGCCAGACGAAGAGGGGACAAGAAUCUCCUCCCUCCUCCUCUCCGGCGAGGCCCCGACCCCGACCCCGCACCCCACGGCGGCCGGAGACGAUGGCGAGGAAGGGCGUGUCGUACGUGACGGCGGCGCAGCUCGUGUCCAUGGCGCGCGACCCCCGCGUCGCCAUCAUCGACGUCAGGGACGAGGAGCGGAUCUGCGACGCGCACAUCGCCGGGUCGCACCACUACGCCAGCGACGGCUUCGCGGACCGGCUGCCGGAGAUCGCCGAGGCCACCCGGGGCAAGGAGACCCUCGUCUUCCACUGCGCCCUCAGCCAGGUGCGCGGACCAUCUUGUGCAAGAAUGUUUCUGGACUAUUUAUCAGAGGCCAAGGAAGAGUCAGCGGUGAAGAGCAUCACGGUCCUCGAGCGUGGAUUCAACGGAUGGGAGCUUUCAGGGAGAGCUGUUUGCCGCUGCAAGGAUGCUCCUUGCAAGGGUGUAUGCUCUUGAAGUCUUCAGUAUUCAUGUAAACAAACAUGAUGCAUUUCUCAAGUGCAGAGGAUGCUGCUCUGCAUGUUACCAAGAUGAUCACUAUCUACAGGGCUAGCCGUUCGUAGUCAAUUACUUCUAUAGCAGCACACAUUAAAAUGGCAUAUCUCAAUUGGAUGCACCAGCAACAACGCUAUGUGGAUCAAUCCAUCCAUCCAUCCAUCCAUCCAUGGAAUAACAGGCACUUCAUGGCAUGUAAACUGGAUAUAAACCUUAUUGGCGAUUAUUGAGAAUAUUUUGCUUUCA